AUGCCGACGUUAGGAUUCCUCAAGAAGAAGCGGACGAAGGAGGAGAAGCCUGACCCUUCUGCCUCCAGCCAACCUACGAGUCCAGUUACACCGGUGACCCCGACGUCCUCGAGGACUUUCGAGUCGAAUUCGCUCACUACCAUUCCCACGCAUAGCACGACCGCCACGAGCGCAAGACCAUCUCAAUCGCAACCUACAACCAAAAAUAGCCAGGAAGCACUAGCUUCUGCUGGUGGAGGAUCGCAAAUGAAUCCGCCGGCGGUCCACCAAGCUGCUCCGUAUGGGCUCCAGCCUAGUCCGAGCCCCGCGCAAGCUGGGACGCCGCAAAAUCUACCGAGUAUCAACAACCUAAUCAACCUACCACAGAAUGACGGUCAUCACGCGGCACCUCCGUCGCAACACAUUCAACCUGCAGCUGCGGAGGUCAGGGUGACAAAGGGCAAAUAUUCGCUUGGCGAUUUUGAUCUGCUCCGUACUCUUGGCACGGGAAGUUUCGGGCGCGUCCACCUGGUGCAAUCAAAGCACAAUCAACGAUUUUACGCCAUCAAAGUCUUGAAGAAGGCCCAGGUUGUCAAGAUGAAACAAGUUGAGCAUACCAACGAUGAGCGGCGAAUGCUGGGAGAAGUCAAACACCCAUUCCUCAUCACUUUGUGGGGUACCUUCCAAGAUCCGAGGAACUUGUACAUGGUUAUGGAUUUCGUUGAAGGUGGCGAGUUAUUCUCUCUAUUGAGGAAAUCAGGCCGAUUUCCAAACCCAGUCGCUAAAUUCUAUGCUGCAGAAGUCACUCUGGCACUCGAAUACCUGCAUUCGAGAAACAUUAUUUAUAGAGAUUUGAAACCGGAAAAUCUACUGCUGGACCGUCAUGGACACCUCAAAAUAACAGAUUUUGGCUUCGCGAAAAGGGUCCCAGAUAAAACAUGGACACUGUGUGGAACUCCGGACUACCUAGCUCCGGAAGUCGUUUCUAACAAGGGUUACAACAAAUCAGUCGACUGGUGGUCUUUAGGCAUCUUAAUCUACGAGAUGCUCUGCGGCUAUACACCAUUUUGGGACAGCGGCUCACCCAUGAAGAUCUACGAAAAUAUCCUAAGAGGCAAGGUCAAGUAUCCGGCAUAUGUUCACCCUGAUGCGCAGAAUUUGCUCGAACUUCUCAUUACUCCAGAUCUAACCAAACGAUUGGGGAAUCUGUUCGGCGGAUCACAAGACGUCAAGAACCAUCCGUGGUUCUCGGAGGUCACAUGGGAUAGGUUAUCAAGAAAAGAUAUCGAUGCUCCGUACACGCCCCCUGUCAAGGCCGGCGCCGGCGAUGCCAGCCAAUUUGACAGAUAUCCCGAGGAGACGGAGAAAUAUGGCCAGUCUGGAAAUGACGAGUAUGGUUACCUUUUCCCCGAUUUCUAG
This is a messenger RNA of Annulohypoxylon truncatum, 1398 nucleotides long. RefSeq names its product Pkinase-domain-containing protein. The transcript has 5 exons. Gene Ontology annotation, molecular function: cAMP-dependent protein kinase activity; ATP binding. Gene Ontology annotation, biological process: peptidyl-serine phosphorylation. Lineage: Eukaryota; Fungi; Ascomycota; Sordariomycetes; Xylariales; Hypoxylaceae. The record is from RefSeq and is a predicted model, not a curated record. Gene Ontology annotation, cellular component: nucleus; cAMP-dependent protein kinase complex. The coding region runs from base 1 to 1398 and encodes 465 amino acids.